AUGUCUUACAGUGCCCAUCAGUAUCAGCUUCGUGAGCUUGCUGCUCAGGUCUCACCCAGAUCUCGCUACCGCACCAUAUAUCCACAACUAUCUACGCGCUAUCAGCAAGCUUCUAACCUGCAGGGAUGUGAUAUCUUCGGUCAUCGUCUCCGCACAGUACCUUUUGCUCCUGUCACCACUCAUGGAGUUCCAACCCACAUUUCAUCGGCGCUUGCGGCCUGGAGCAUCCCUCCAGAAAACUGGAUUCACUACUAUAACGGUACUUAUGCAUGGCCUACUGGUCUAGCGAUCCCAGAUCCUCGCAUAUCGCGGUUGGAGCAGUCCUUCGUUCCCACGAUGUCGUUCUUACCGCAAUUCGCUUCGAACACGGCCACCAGCCCGCAUCCAGUCCACAACAAUCAAUUUUCGAGAGUUUUCAGUGGCCGUCUGCGACGCGCACCAGGCAGUCAUUCGUUCUCUCUUCGCGACCAGUACGGCAUUAGAUCGCCACUCGGACCCUUUGGCUCUCGAUACACCCAAUCUGAUGGCUCGAACAGUGCCAGCUACGACAGUAGCUCUCAUACAAGCCUGGAAUUCUUUGAAGAAGACAUUUGCCCCCCUCCUGGGUUCGAUGACCCCAAGUCCAUAGAAGAGCAGUUAACCGACCUUCGCGCCAUCGUCAACUUCAUCGUUCCCGCUGGUGGAGAAGAUCCCAAUGUCAACCACGGGCCAGCCUUCGAGCGCCUCAAGUUCUCUCCUGGUGACGAUAACGAGGUAAUCGAACACUUCGUCCGUAAUGCCGAAGCACAGGACCCGGAUUUUAAGGACAAACUCGCCGAGUUUAGCAACGACCGACCUGAUAUGUUCCGGGGCGCUUCUCCGACCGAUGACUGGCGCAAGCAGGAGAUGUACAUGUCGGGAUGCGUUGAACAUCAGGGCGAAUGGAUGAGGCUAGUGAUAUAG
Messenger RNA from Cadophora gregata, 942 nucleotides. RefSeq lists its product as uncharacterized. The transcript has a single exon. Bases 1 to 942 code for a protein of 313 amino acids. NCBI's taxonomy places the organism in Eukaryota, Fungi, Ascomycota, Leotiomycetes, Helotiales, Ploettnerulaceae. The record is from RefSeq and is a predicted model, not a curated record.